This is a messenger RNA of Apis mellifera (honey bee), 1162 nucleotides long. Its product is annotated as COMM domain-containing protein 8. The transcript has 5 exons. Lineage: Eukaryota; Metazoa; Arthropoda; Insecta; Hymenoptera; Apidae. Bases 512 to 1051 code for a protein of 179 amino acids. The record is from RefSeq and is a predicted model, not a curated record.
UUAUAGCACUCUACAAGAUGGCGUUGAUUUUCUAAUUUUUACUAUAUCCUUUUCUCCGAUACCUUAUUGACAAUUGUAAGCCGGUGAAAAAGAAAAUAUAGAUUUUAAGUCUAUCUUGUAUCUGAUCUGUGAUAUUAGUUUCGAGGUAUUUUUAAGAUUCUAAAUUUUAAAAUUCAAGUUGAAAUUUUACUUAGUGUACUUCUUCUAGUCAUAAAUAACUUUAUUGCUAUAAAAUGAAGGUUAUCAAUGACAAGUGACGAUGAAAUGAAUUUAUGUGUUGCUACACCUUUUGUAACAUUAAAUUAUCAAAUUGAAUAAAAUAAUGAUAAAAUAUGGGAAUAUUUAUUGAUACGCGACAAAUCAAUUCAUUUUUUUCCUUAAACAAUAUUGUGUUCAAUUAAUAACAUACAAUAUGUAAUGUAUAUAAAUGAAAGUACGAUGUACGAUUAUUAUUAUGUAAAAUAAAGUAUUUGUAAUUCAAAUUAUACAAAGUUUUUAAAAAAUCGUAAUAAUGGAAACUACUCAAACUUUGUAUCUUAAUCUUUUUGGUGAAGAUAAAAUACCUGUUUUAAAAGAAUUAUUGCAUGCUUGCGUUGAUGAAAUAUGUGGUAGACCAGGUCCAACCUAUCAUAAGUUUGUAAAUAGAAUGGAUUGGAGUAAAGAAGAAUACGAAGAAACGUAUAAGUUAAUAUCGAAUCUCUUAAGAAAUCCAGCAUCAUUGUACAUAACAGAGGAAAAGAUGCCACAAGAGUAUCAUGAAUUACCGGAGCAUAUACAACAAAAUAUAUUAUUGUGUUUAAAAUUGAGAAGAGAACAAUUAACGGAUGCUCUGUUGAAAGAAUGUUCCAAAGAAAAAUACGAGACUGUAAUCGAUUUUGAUUGGAAAUUAAAGCUUGUAAUGGGUUCCAGUAAAUUAGCUUCUUUGAGAGAACCUCUUCUUCAAUUGGAUCUCAUGCUUGAAAGUAAAAAUUCAAAACGUAUUUUAGAUAUGGAAUUAAACAAGGACGAAUUGGAUACGUUUAUAAGUACUAUGGAAAGUAUCGUUCAAUAAUUGUGAAUGUAAAUAAUGCAUAAAUAAUUAUAUAAUUAAGAUUUUUUGUACAAUCGAUGCAAGUUAUUUAAUUGUAAAUUUUUCGAGAUGGAAUAAAAAGACACGAUGUUA